Molecule: messenger RNA, 606 nt
Organism: Lentinula edodes (shiitake mushroom)
Lineage: Eukaryota; Fungi; Basidiomycota; Agaricomycetes; Agaricales; Omphalotaceae
Exons: 5
Coding region: 1-606 (201 amino acids)
Source: RefSeq, a predicted model, not a curated record
AUGCAGAAUCCUGAGCAAGAAAUAACCUCCGUUGCUUUAACUCUUACUACUGCGGAGACUCCCGACAUACAAAAGGCUGCCUUUCUGAAAUAUGUCGCCCGAGAUGUAGGAUUCAAGCAUCCUCUGUGUUAUGUUCCCCCCGGUCAAAAUUCGCGGGACUCUCUAUUAGGAAUCUAUCAGUGGUAUCGUGUUCUAAGCCCGAAGGUCAUAGGGAGAAUGCAUAACGUAGUUUACGACAAAGAGAAUCACACAUUGCUCUUGGAUAUGUCCCAAAAGUUUCAUAUCCGGUUUUGUCCCGGAACCGACUCUCCCUUUAGGUUGUUAGUUCGAAUAACUCUCAAAGAAAUCAAUGGUCUACACUAUAUCUCAUUUCAGGAAGACUUUUAUCAUCCCGAGGCAAGUACUCAUAUAUUUUCUGACUUUGCCUUACUGUUGGUUCCAAUGUUGGCUCCUGCUAUUCUGUUUGCACAGGCAGGGAUUAGUGUUGCUUCCAAUGUUUACGCCGGCAUUGCACAGAGACUAGGAUUUUGGCGACCUUCGCCGAGGAGAGAAAUAGUCACAACCACAAACACAGGUCUAUACGAUGCCGGGGAUAAAAUAGAUUGA